Lycium barbarum (goji berry) is the source of this 2838-nucleotide messenger RNA. RefSeq lists its product as uncharacterized. Gene Ontology annotation, biological process: proteolysis. Gene Ontology annotation, molecular function: cysteine-type peptidase activity. The transcript is spliced from 16 exons. NCBI's taxonomy places the organism in Eukaryota, Viridiplantae, Streptophyta, Magnoliopsida, Solanales, Solanaceae. The coding region runs from base 1 to 2709 and encodes 902 amino acids. The record is from RefSeq and is a predicted model, not a curated record.
AUGACUAAGAAAGCUGCUACUCCGAUGAGAAAUACAGGCUCUUAUGCUGAGAAUCGUUCAAAAAGAAUUAACGAUCCUAGGCGUUCUAAGGAAUAUGUUGAUUCGAAGACCAAACGUAAUGUGGAUGAGGAUGAUGAUGAAGAGGUAUCUAAAUUUUUGGUUACCAAGCACCCUGCUGUGGCACCAUCUAUGUGUAGAUACACGAAUGUUAAUGUAAUGCAAGAUAUUAGAGGCAAACUAACAGAUCCACAAAUGGAUAUGCUUAUGGUUGAGUAUUUUGGUAGAAAUCAGGAGAACCAAUUGCCAGUUAAAAGACACGAGCUUAUUGAGUGUUUCAACAAGACUGUCUGGGAUGAUAAAGGGGAUGACGCAGUCAAGAUGGCAAUAUUAUUUGAGGAAGUUGUGCCAACACCCCAUGAGUUGGAAACUCUUAAAUUGCCUCCUGUUGCACAUGACAUACCAGACGUCAAACAUGGAGUUGAUGGUGUACAUGGUACUGAUUUGGUAGACGAUGAUUACGAUAAUUUUAGUACCACACCACCGCAUUUGUCCAGUGGCAAACAGCAACAAUGGAGUGCCAAUUCUGAUUCCCCGCGAGGCAAGAAACGGACGCAGUUUCCAGUUUCUGUUCCUCCUUCCAGGAAACAACCAUCACGGAAGGAAUCUGGGAUAAAAGGGACAAGGAAACCAGAUGCACCUACAGCACCCCGAACAGAUGAGUUUAAACUGAUAAGGGAAGAGAUUCGGAUUUUCAAGAAAGAAGUGUUUGACUACAUGGAUAACAACUUCAAAAAGUUGUUAGAUGCAAUAAAGGGCAAUCAAACACCAGAUAAGGUCGGCGACACAAUGUUAAAAGCUGACUUACAUAGUGAUGGUGGGAUUUCUCAAGGCAAUCAAAGUGGCGGUGCAGUAAAGCUUUCAACCAAAGAGAAUCAAGGUGGUGGUGCCACUUCCGCGCAGAGGAGUCAUCCAGUGGUUGAGGGAGUUGGGUUGCCAAUUAAUGAUCCGGUUUCUGUUGUUGAUGUGGAUAAAGAAACCGGAGUUAAAAGUGAUGCACAAACAGAUGGAGUGCCCAUAACACCAAUCCAUUUAAAUUUUGAUGAAUCUCAGCAAAUCGGCGAUAUGGAGAAUGCUAAUGCUGAAUUUACCGCAUCAGAGGAAAUGGUAGCGGACUUGCUAAUCAACUGCCCUUUAGCAUGUGUUAUUCCUCUCGGUCCUCCUCCAGUACCACGCGAUGAUCAAACCGAUUUGUCAAGUUUAAGGACUCCUCAGAAUGUGGACAAUAACCCGGUAACCAUCUCUCAGUGGAUGAUUCCUGAUUCUCAGAUACCAAUCCAACUUGGAGUACAACCAACAACCGGACAAAGUUCAACUAAUGAAACUGAACAGCAAGUUGGAGUACAACCGAUAGUUGGCCACAAUUCAAGCGAUGAAACUGGACAACAAGUUCCCGUACAACCAAAUGCGGGCCAAAGCUCAAGUGGUGAGACUGCACAGUUUUCAAACUCUGAAAAACAGAUCAUUGUCCAUCCAGGUGCUGCCCAAGAAAGGAAACCAAGCAAAUAUAACCUGUCCCCUUAUUGUCCCAAUUUCAGCUCAGCGGGUUCUUCUGCCAAAAAUAUCGGUCCUUGCAUUUAUCAGAAAAAACACCCAUUUGUUGACCACCCUAUAAAUGCCCCGUUAGAUACUUCGUUUCUUCAAGAAUAUCAAAAGUGGCUUGAGAAGGAUCUGUUGAAAUCGCAUGACAAAAGGAAGCCAAAUGAAAAUCAUUACAGAAAGAACAAGGAAGGACUCGAUCCUGCGAAUGCCGAACUUCGGUUGCAUUUAGGCGUUACAGCCGUAGCCGACAAAAACUGGUUCUACUUGUUAUCUAUGGAUGGGCAACUUUGGACUGAUGAGGUUGAUGGAGUAGGUUUAGACAUUAAUUUACUAGUUGAGCACAGUACUGUCCAGCAUAUUGAUGUUAUUUUCUACUACCUACGCAAGAAGGGGAAGUAUCACAAUAACAACAACUAUAGAUUCACCACUGCCAGCUGUAUUUUUCACACUUUAGUUGCUGAAAUUUACAAAUCUUGGGAAAACCCUGAUUCAUCCACAUGUGUCGCCAGUAAGGAAGAUGAACUGUGUGAGUACAUUAACGGGCACAGGCUGUUGGCUAAUGUACCAUGGUAUACUGUUGACAACGUACUAAUUCCUGUCAACAUAAAAGAGGAAAAUCACUGGAUUUUGGUUGUGAUAUCAUUCACUGACAGGUCCAUCUACGUAUACAACUCAUACCGAGCUGCAGGGCAUGAUGCUGUCGUUAGAGUCGGAGUGAAAAUGUUGGCUACUCUAGUGACACAUAGUCUACAAAUGACUGAUUUCUAUGAGAAGAAGGGGGAUAUAGAUUUUGUCACACAUCCUUCUUACAGAAAUAGAGAACAGACCGACAACUUUGACAUUGUGAAUGUAGACAAUCUCCCGCAACAAGCUCCCUCUAGCAUGGAUUGUGGUGUGUAUGUGGCAGCCUUCGCUGAAUACUUGAGCUCAAGUGCAGUCAUCCCAACCGAAUUCGAUGCAAAGUUACUCCGUAUGAGAUAUGGUGCCCUUUUAUGCGACUAUGCAUGGGAUAAGUCAAACAACAAUGCAUCAAGUGAUAACGAGCAGCCUCCAAGACCAAUUAGACCGGCAGUUGAUUACGAUGCAGUUGAUAAAGAGGAUCUUGAUUAGGCCACCAAUUCAUUUGUGUUUUUGAUUUUCAUGUUGAACAAUAGCAUAGUUGGUUGCGACUUUUGUUGCUGUUUUUUCAUUUUGGAUAUAUUGUUUCAUGUGUAGUAAUCUUUUUUAGGAUGAUUAAUA